AUGAGUCCUAACGAGAAUAUGAAUGAUGUUCAAGAAAAAAAGUAUAUCCUCAUGACUUUAAAAGAAGAAUGGGAAAUAACAGAAAAAAAUUUAGCAGCCCGGAGGAGUUUAACGAUAGCACAUCUUGCUGUAUCGAUAAUCACAAUAAUUAUUGGAGUAUUCUUACUUUUGAUUGAACAACGUAAAAAUACUGAUAAAAUUAUAAAUAUUGUGACAUCGGGCGUUACAGCUACCGGUGGCAUCCUAGCUCUCAUAAAAAUUAUUGGAGAACAUGUUAUGUCAAAUAAAGACAAUAUCAAAACAUUGAUUCAAGCUACUAGAACUCGUAUUAAUGCACUUAUUAAGCGUGAAAGAGAUAUUGGUAUAUUGUUCGCCAUUUUGGCGUCUUGUUACGUCAUCGUUUUAGCUACCAUCUCUAUUUUAAUCAAUAUCGGUUAUAUUGAUCGUACCAGUACAAAUGCUGAUCGAUACUUGGCUUUAAGCAUCAUUUUUAUCGGAGGAGCAUGGUUUAUGAAUAUAGGUUUAUCUACUUGCGAACGUUUCGUCGAGUACGCAUGCAAUAUUCAUUGGGGGGUCAUGGAUCUAGAUGACCCGAUUAAUUUGGAUAAUUUAGAUCACUAUGAUAUCCGUUUUAAGGGAAUUUGUUGGAGAAUUGGUUUUGCAAUACUUUUUAUACCGAUGAUAUUUCUCAUCGGACCUCUGUCAAAUUAUUAUUUUUUAAUGCAAAGAAUGUACUUAAUUGAAUGGUCGAUGAAAAUUGAUAAAGUGAAGUUUUAUGGAAAUUCAGAAGAAAGGGAAAAGUGUAGAUUUAAGUUCAUAGAUCAUAUCAAUAGUUUCACUUACUUUUCAAAAGUGUUUUUAAGGCAAAAAGGUGAUCGUAAAUUCAUAAUAGAAUCCAUCGAAUUAACUGAUGAUCAAAAAACACAACUUAGACGUCUUAUGUGUGGACUAGAACUAGAGAUUAAAAAUGCUGAUGCUAUUAAUUUAAACCACAAGAAUACGUGA
Dentiscutata heterogama is the source of this 1005-nucleotide messenger RNA. The record is from the annotation of a GenBank genome assembly. NCBI's taxonomy places the organism in Eukaryota, Fungi, Glomeromycota, Glomeromycetes, Diversisporales, Gigasporaceae.